Brachypodium distachyon (stiff brome) is the source of this 1457-nucleotide messenger RNA. Its product is annotated as 2-hydroxy-6-oxononadienedioate/2-hydroxy-6-oxononatrienedioate hydrolase. The transcript has 4 exons. The record is from RefSeq and is a predicted model, not a curated record. NCBI's taxonomy places the organism in Eukaryota, Viridiplantae, Streptophyta, Magnoliopsida, Poales, Poaceae. The coding region runs from base 136 to 1194 and encodes 352 amino acids.
AGAAAACGAGGGAGAGAAAAAGUGCAGGGAGCUGCGCGCCUAUAAAUUAUGCUGAGUGUCAACCGCCAUAUAUAGCCAGUUAAGCUACGAAGAAAGGAGCAGCCAAUUAAUCCGGUAAAUACAGCUAUAGGAUCGAUGGUGAACUGGGUACAAGUGAAACGGAAAUACCUGCUAAGCCGGCUGGCCAAGAACGCCGGCCUCCGGCAGCACGCCGUGGCCGUGGACGCCGGCACCGUCAUCAACUUCUGGCUGCCCAAGCACAAAGCACCGGCCAAGAAGAAGAAGAAGGCCACUACCACUACUCCCGUUCCUACCGUGGAGAAGGAUCAGUACCGAGGAGAAGAGACGGGGAAGCCCGCGGUGGUUCUGGUCCACGGCUUCGCCGGCGACGGUAUGAUGACGUGGGCGUUCCAGGUGGGCUCCUUGCGCAAGCGCUACGACGUCUACGUGCCUGACCUUGUCCACUUCGGCGGCUCGACCUCGCCGUCGCCUGACCGGUCCGUGGGCUUCCAGGCGGCGUGCGUCGCGGCGGCGCUGGAGAGGCUCGGCGUGGAGCGCUGCGCUGUGGUCGGGUUCAGCUACGGCGGGCUCGUGGCGUUCCAGAUGGCGGCGGCGUGCCCGGGCCUGGUGCGGUCGGUCGUCGUCUCCGGCGCCGACGUGGCGUACACGGGCGCGAUGAACGACGCCCUGCUCGCGAGGCUCGGCGGCGCCGCCCGGAAGAUCACGGAGCUCAUGCUGCCGGAGUCCGUCGCGGGCGUCAGUCGGCUCUUCUCCGCCGCGCUCCACAUGAGGAUGUGGAUGCCCUCUUGCUUGCUCAGCGACUUCCUCAAGGUGAUGUAUAGCAACCGAAAGGAGAGAACCGAGAUGCCGAAUGCUAUGGUGGUCAAAGACACCCAAGUAUUGACCCCUGCUUUUCAGCAGGUUGACCUGGACGAAAUCAAUACGUAUCUUUCCGGUCGACAUCGUCCAUAUUAUGAAGUUUCAAGAAGAACACCAACUCAUGGCAUACUCCUGCUAUGGGGCGAAAGCGACAACUUCUUCCCCAUAGAGAGCGCCAAGAGGCUGAAAGAGGAGCUGGGCGAAAAGGUGACUCUGCGGAGCAUAAGGAAAGCAGGGCACCUAGCCCAGCUGGAGAGGCCCUUCGUCUACAACCGCUGCCUCAAGGAGUUCCUGGCCCGUGUCAACGCUAUCUGAUCGUCAUUUUUUUCUCUUGCGGUGAUCGAUCUACACACCCUGGAUCGGUCGAUUUAUCUGUCGGUGAACGGAGAUCACCUGAGGUUCAUAAGAAUGAAACAUACUUUAUACAACUCAAAUAUACACUUGUUUAAAUGUACGGAGUACUUUCAGAUGCAUGCAUGUGGUACAGUCGUAGCGCUAAAUUUGUCGAACCUGCAUCGAAGUGUAAUAUGGCUGAAAGUAUAGGCUCGCCACGAUUGAUAAAUAAUAAGAUUUCUUUC